This is a messenger RNA of Morone saxatilis (striped sea-bass), 2599 nucleotides long. RefSeq names its product O-GlcNAcase like (gene ogal). The record is from RefSeq and is a predicted model, not a curated record. NCBI's taxonomy places the organism in Eukaryota, Metazoa, Chordata, Actinopteri, Moronidae. Gene Ontology annotation, molecular function: beta-N-acetylglucosaminidase activity. Gene Ontology annotation, biological process: glycoprotein metabolic process. The transcript has 17 exons. Bases 63 to 2147 code for a protein of 694 amino acids.
AGAGACAGAGAGAGAGACAGAGACAGAGAGACAGAGAGAUACAGAGAGCACUACAUUUAACCAUGUCGGAACCGGCCAGUGCCAGGGGCCAAACCCAGACUGGGACGAGGCGCUUCAUCAGUGGAGUAGUGGAGGGUUUUUAUGGGCGGCCGUGGACUAUGGAGCAGAGAACAGAGCUGUUUAAAAGAGAACAGAAGUGGGGUUUGAACACAUAUCUGUACGCCCCCAAGGAUGACUACAAACACAGGAUGUACUGGAGGGACCUGUACUCUCCUCAGGAGGCAGAACAACUCAUCGCCCUGAUAUCCGCAGCUAAACAGCAUGACGUCGAGUUCAUCUAUGCCAUCUCUCCCGGCCUGGACGUUACUUUUUCCAACCCCAAAGAGGUCGCUGCCCUGAAGAGGAAGCUGGAUCAGGUGAAGGAUUUUGGCUGCAGGUCCUUCUCUUUACUGUUUGAUGACAUCGAGACUGAGAUGUGUCCAGCUGAUAAACAGGCCUUCAGCUCCUUUGCCCACGCUCAGGUGGCCAUCACUAAUGCAGUGUACCAGCACCUGGGUGAACCUGAGACCUUCCUCUUCUGUCCUACAGAUUAUUGUGCUGCGUUCUGCACUCCCAAUGUGUCCCAGUCCGCUUACCUGCACACUGUGGGAGAGAAGCUGCUGCCUGGGGUAGACAUACUGUGGACUGGUCCCAAAGUGGUAUCCCACAAAAUCUCUGUGGAGUCUAUAGAAGAGGUGUCCUCUGUCCUGAAGAGGCCACCGGUCAUCUGGGACAAUAUCCACGCAAAUGACUAUGACCCCCAAAGGCUCUUCCUCGGACCCUUUAAGGAUCGUCCCACUGAGCUGAUUCCCAAACUGAGAGGAGUGCUCACCAACCCCAACUGUGAGUUCUACCCAAACUUUGUGGCCAUCCACACGUUGGCUACAUGGUGCAAAGCAACCACUGAUGAAGGACAGAGGGAUGUGGAAAUGGGCGACGAGGAGCAGGAUCCGUGCUACAGCCCGCAGAAGGCCCUGACCCUGGCCCUCACUGACUGGCUGCAGGAGUUUCUGAGCACCGAUCAGCCUGGAGCUCGUCUCAAGAAAGAGUCAUCAGAUGAGGAGCCCAUGCAGACCGACAUGGGAGAGAGCUCCUAUGUUCCUGGACCUGGGGAGAACCCGCUGUACACAGCGGAGCCUCUGACCCUGGAUGACCUGAAGCUGCUGUCAGACCUUUUCUACCUGCCGUACGAACACGGGCCGACAGCCAGGACUAUGCUGCAGGAGCUGGACUGGCUGAAGAACAACAGUCGGGCCGCUGCUGCAGAGACAGACAAGACAGCAGAGUGGUGCUCAAGAGCGCAGCAGUUUGAUGGCAUGUGCGAGGCGGUGGUGCAAAUGUUCAAUCGUCUGUCAAACGCCCCUAACCGCAGAAUCCUCUACGACCUCUACAACUACAUCUGUGACAUCAAGAGUGGGGUCGGUCUGGCUCGAGCCUACGUGAAAACACUGGGAGGGCGGGGUCAGCCCUCAGCCCAGAUAAUGAACGAUGAUCCUGAACCCUGGGGCUUCAGAGGAGGCCUCUCUGGAGAGUUCCAGAGGAUGCUGCCUUGCCAUGGAAACAGAGACCUGUUCAGACAUCCUCCUAUGACGGAGGUUUACUGCAUGCGGCCCUACUGCCCCGAAGACAAGACGGAGGUGCAAAUGAUUUUCAGGGAGAUGCAGGGUGAAGGAGGGGGCAAAGGCCUCUUGCUGACACAGCCUCCACUCAUCUGUGAUAGCCUGUCAGAAGGAGAAAUCCCCCCCUCUCCCCAGUGUGCUCUCGUCCUGGAGGAUGAGAUUGGGGUGUGUGGUUACGCACUGGCACUGACCGACGCCAGACCAGCCGCAGCCAAGAUUCAGAGGGCAGUAAGUGAUUCAGUGUUCAAGGACUUCCCCUCCCUGGUUACUGUACAAGUGCUGCCCCGGGUCACCGAUCCGUCUCCAGCAAAGCGUAUGAUUGGUCGGCUGUUGUCCUCCAUCAGGAGCAGUGGUUCCAGAGGAGUGUUCUGUGAGUUGAGGCAGAGCGACCGGAGAAUGCUCGACUUUUACACCAAACUGGGCUCCUUCAAACCCAUAAAAAUGGCCGGUCUACCUAAAGACAUCGUCGCCAUGGGAACAAGCCUGUGAACAAGAUCAAUUACAGGGAUUUUCCUCAGGUUUGAAAUGUUUUGAGAUACUGAUACUGUGAUACAGAUGUCGUGUGAUUAAUUGCUAACUUUGCAGCUUGUUAAACUGAACUCCAUUGUAAUUUUUAAUCAAUAUCAUUAUUUGUGUAAUUUAGUAACCAUCACCAUUUGUCCUCCUACAUGACAUUAGUCAAGGAAAGGCUUAAUGUAACAAAGUACUAAUAUAAUGAUCAAGUGUAACAGAAUACUACUGAUUUUGUAGACAUGAAGAUUGGAAAAUAUGUGUACAACAUAUGCAUUACACACAGACACAUUAAAAGAAAUACAUAUAACACAUUCAAACAAGAGUAGAUAUUUUAAUUAUUUGUGUUUUGAGAGGAUACAAAAGGAAUAUAUGAAUGGUUAAUCUUUAAAUAAAAUAGCUGGUGUUUCACUGGUUCUCUGGCUUGAGAA